GUGUGAGGAAAAGUAUUAUCCGCUUUGUUUUUAGUUAGGAUAUUUUAUAUUUUUUGUUUUUAAAGGGUUUAAAUUUGUCGAAAGUGCGGUACUGUUUAGUAAAAUUCAUAAACACCAGAAGCUGUGUUGGGGAGUUUGUCCUGCUCUCUCUGCUUGCGCUUUUUAUAAGUAAAAAAGGUAGAAUAUUAUCAGGACAAACUAUGAACGACUGGCUCGGGAUAAUUUGACGUGUAUAAAUAGGUUUUCUGUAGUUUACCUGUGUCGCUUUCGUUUGUGUAAAUGUUAGCUAAGCUAACCCAAGCUAGCAACCGAGGAGGACCGGUGAGCAGCUGAUGAAUCCUGAUGGCUUCAGCUUCUGCUGCUAAUGAAGCAAAACGGUAUGAAGGUGACCAUCGUUUGGCUCCAAAAUACAGAGAUGGCAUUCUGGAGGACGCUACUAUUCAAAGACUGACCACCACCACCCAUAAUAAAGAUACCGCAUGGGUGAAAUUCACAAAACAUGCAAAAGAGAAAGAAGAAGAAGAAGGCGAGGAAGCCAUACCUGUUCAAAAACUUGUGAGACCAGGAUUGGACCAAUUUACCCAGGAGAAACCAGUGUUUCCUGGCAGCACCACUGACCUCAGUCUCUGCAUCCCUUUGGAGCUGAGUGAUGAAGACAGAGUCCCUUAUACUAUCAACAGAUACUUAAGGGAUUACCAGAGGGAAGGCAUCAGGUUCAUUUACAAUAACUACAUCCGUUCCACUGGUUGUAUCCUGGGAGAUGACAUGGGUCUUGGAAAAACUGUACAGAUCAUAGGUUUUCUUGCUGCUGUGUUGCACAAAACGGGCACGUGGGAGGACGUGGAGAAGAACCGACCUCAGUUUCUGCAGUCUCAGAUAUCCUCCAAGCAAAGUAAUCCGAGCAAAGUGUUUCUCAUUGUGGCUCCUCUGUCAGUGCUGUACAACUGGAAAGAUGAACUGGACACAUGGGGUUACUUCCAGUGUGUGGUCAUCCACGGACUGAAGAAAGAGGAGGAACUGGCUCGCAUCAAGAACGGUCGCAUUGAGAUUGCUCUCACCACCUAUGAGACGCUGCGGCUCUGUUUGGAUCAGUUCAACAAGUUGGACUGGUCAGCGGUGGUUGUUGAUGAGGCCCACAAGAUAAAAAAUCCAAACUCUCAGAUCACUCAGGCCAUGAAGGAGCUGCGGUGUAAGGUCCGAAUUGGUCUCACUGGCACCAUCUUACAGAACAACCUUGAAGAGCUGUGGUGUGUCAUGGACUGGGCCAUACCGGGUUGUCUCGGGAGCUUGGGACACUUCAAGAACAAGUUCUCAGAUCCCAUAGAACAAGGGCAGCGACACAGUGCAACCAAACGUGCCCUGGCUACAGCGAGGAAGACUGUCCGAGCUCUGGUGAUGAAGAUUUCUCGUUUGUUCUUGAGGAGAACCAAAGCCCUCAUCAAAGAGCAACUACCAAAAAAGAAUGACAGGGUGGUGUACUGUUCUCUGACAGACUUUCAGCAGACGGUGUAUCGGGCAGUGCUGGACACUGACGAUGUGACGUUGCUGCUGAGAUCUUCAGAGAAAUGUGACUGCCAAAGCGGACGCACCCGCAGAAGCUGCUGCUAUGAUAAAAACUCUGAAGGUGUUUCAACAAAGGAGCUCUACUUUAGUUACCUGGCUAUAUUGAGGAAAGUUGCUAACCACGCAGCUCUCCUUCAGUCUAAUCCAGGUACCAGUAAAAAACAGGAAAAAUACGUGAAUUCCGUUUGCACAAAGGUUUUUCAGAAGUUUCCAGAGUUUGUAUGGAGAUGCAAAAAUGAAGCAUUUGAGGCUCUGUCGGAUCCAAUGUACAGUGGGAAAAUGAAGGUUUUGCAGAAGCUGCUGAAAUAUUAUCUACAAAAGAGAGAUAAAGUGCUGAUCUUUUCAUUUUCGACCAAGCUGUUAGAUGUUUUGGAGAGCUACUGCAUGGCGGAGGGACUGGAUUUUAGCCGGUUGGAUGGAUCCACCAAAUCCAAAGAAAGAGUCCAGAUUGUCAAAGACUUCAACAGCUCGUCUCACAUCAACCUCUGCCUCGUUUCCACCAUGGCAGGUGGUCUUGGUCUUAACUUUGUAGGUGCUAAUGUAGUGGUGCUGUUUGACCCCACCUGGAAUCCAGCCAAUGAUCUUCAGGCUAUUGACAGAGCGUAUCGCAUUGGCCAGUGCAGGGAUGUAACUGUCUUUCGUCUGAUCUCCCUGGGAACUGUAGAGGAGAUCAUCUACCUCAGACAAGUUUACAAACAGCAACUGCAGUGCUCUGUUGUUGAAAAGGAGAGCGCUCGGCGGUAUUUUGAGGCGGUGCAGGGAAAUGGUGUCUACAAAGGGGAACUGUUUGGGAUCAAAAAUCUGUUCAGGCUGCAGACUGAAGGAACGUGUCUGACCCGSAGGAUUCUGGAGCGAGAAGGAGAAGUGGAGGCCGGUGUGGUGACAACGAGAACACACAGAGGCGACCAGAAUGAGGGGGAGACAAAGGCAGAUGGCGAACCUGGAGAUCUGCUUACAGAUUGUAAAGUCUUAGGUGAUGAAGCAGUCAAGAAGACAAGAGAAGCGACAGAGAUCUCUAAAGGUGUGCUGGACUUCAGCAGUGGGAGUGACACAGAUGAUGAAGAAGUGCAGGGGCUAAAGAAAAACCAGAAUGGAGAUGAUAAGAGUGGGAAAGCUAGCACUAGUCCCAGAGCAAUGAGUCUCCUUCAGCAUGGCUUCUCCAGACUUCUGGAAAGGGCUCAAGAAAAGCUAGAGUCAGACAAGGGGGGCAGUGGUUCUUGUACCAAAGAUAGCUCCUUUGAAGAAGAUAUUGAAGACCAGAAUGUAGCAGACGCCUCUUCUGCAAUCUGCACGACUUCCAGUACAGGAAAUGGAGUCGUCUGCCUUCCCAACUCUGAAACAAAAACCGGGGACAAAUCCACUGGCUCAGACAGAAAGCAGGAAAAUAAUGGAAGCAAGAUUUUAUUGUUAAAAGAAAAGGAUGAUGCCACGAGAUGGAAACAGGGCCAAAAGCGAUGGACGGGCAAACAAACUGCAGCGGAUGACGAGAGCAAUGAGAGCGCCUCACCAGAAAGCAAGAAAUCUAAUAAGCUCAAAUCCACUUUCCCCAAAUCGCACCACUUCGACGCUUACUCAGACGAAUCAGAGGAUUUAGACCUGGAGGUGAAGACAUGCUCUAAAACGGGUUUCGGUUUGGACAAAGGAGGAGGAGAUGGAGGAUGGGGAAAGUUGGGUCACAACAAAAGAAGACACAAGGCCAGUGUGAGGGAUAGGGCAAGAGCCAAACACACAGAAGACAUAGAAACAUUCACYUCUUCAGAGGAUGAACAAACAGCCAAAAUACCAAAAGCUGUUUCGUUUACAAAUCUGAAAAGUCCGAAAUCUCCAGCUUCGAAAGGAAAAAAGCAAACCAUCGACAGCYUGCUAGGAGGUGUACAAGAGGUGGCGUACACACACUCUAACCAGCACGUGGUGGGUGGCAGCAAAGCCGAGGAGCUGAUCAGUAGAGCUGCUGUACGAGACGUGUUUGAACGUAAAAUGUACUCGCAGCUCCCAGCCAAUCAUCUACUGGGUACUCAGGAGAGUCUACCAGCAAGUCUACCAGACAGCCAAUCCUGCACCCUCUCAGGUCAGCUGCAGAAGCCCAAAGUAGAUCAUCCGGUCAUCUUCACCAGCAAAAGUGUGCAUCAGUCUGGACGGACAACAGUCAUCAUUGGAGAGACGCCCAAAGCCAUACGCAGACAACAGCUUGAGGAAAUGGCAGAACAAUUCAAAUAUCCCUCAGUCCGCGAGUUUGCCACUGAGGUCCUGAGAAGAGACUCGCCUCGCAGGCUGACCUUGCUACGUCAGUAUUACACCUCACUCAACCACUCUGACGUGUCGAACACAAUCACAGAAAACUUCCCAGAACCUGCUUCAGCACAAACAACCUCUACGGCUGCUGCCUCGUCAUCGCCCACAAAAAGAGCUGCCAGAAAUCAGCAUCCAGAGACCAAAAAUCGACAAAAAGAAUCUCUAAGAACCACAAAAUCUGUGAAAUGCGCUCAGAGGAARCUGAAAGCUCCACAAAGUAACGUUCCUUUGCCACGAAUAGGAUCUCGCAGUUUACAAAACGAUGAUCUCGAACCUCCCAAAAAGCAAAAGAUGUUACAAAAGAAUGUGCAGGAUCCCCUCCGGGAUGUUCCAGAGUCAGAGGAGCAAGAGGAGAUGGUCUGCAAGAGGACAAAGAAGAGCAGUGUUUGUAGUUCUCCAGCGCACAGGGCUGGUGGUGGUCUCAGCGUCGAUCAGGCCAGCAGCUGUGGUCUGGAGUCCGGGGAGGCUGCUGCCUCUCUGAGCCGCACAGACAGAGAUGCCCCUUCUCCUUCUGACCUCAGCCGUCGCAGCUCCGCCGUGUCGUCCAAACCCGCCGSACAAGAAGCAGAGCAGGAGCUGAAAUCACCGCUGAGCACAGGAGAGAAUUCUCAGCCUCCUUCUACCUCCUGCAGUCAGUCCCUCCUAAUAGACCUUAUAGGAGACACAUCCAUUCUAGAUGACUUACUAAAACCAAAGACCAAGUGUUCACAACAAAAACACACCCCUGAGACACGCCCCGCAUCAUCAGCGUCACUAAGCGCACGUCUCGUCAAACCUCCGCCAUCCAACCUAACGCUAGAGGCUGAUUUACGCUCGCAAACUACACAACAGGUCGCUACACCAGCGCGGGAAACAAAGAGUGGCCGCAAAGACAUCUGGGACAUCCUKAACGAGGGUAACGAAGAGAGCAUCAACAGGUUAACGGAUCCCGAGGAACUGCAGAGAGUUUGUGUCAACGCCAGCUUCGCAGCGAGACGUUUUCCCAAACAAACUGAGAGCAAGAGCCUGUGGAAAACGAACGAGAAGUUCCUGUGGAAGAAAUGACACAGACGAAGCCUUUUUAGAUUAAGAGUUGACAUUUUUUUUAUUUUAUUUGAAAAUUUCCAAGACCCUUGCCAUCAUUAAGUGCCGUAGUUGAGCCGACUGAGUCCUGAUGAUAUCAGACCCCUCUAUCAGUAUUUUAUAGUUUUAAUUUUUCAACAUCAGUUCGUUUUUUUAGGCAACAUAACAUAUUUAGAAAUUAUAAAAUCUGAUUUGGAAUAGGUAAAGUUGCAUAGAAAGAAUAUUCUCUUGCUAAAAAUUAGAUUUUAAAGCUCAGUUUUCAUAUUUAUUUUACCUUCACGACAGUCAGUACUUUGUCAUUGCACAGGUUCUGAUUAAAAGAUGUACCACUUGUGUUAAUAAAUACUUUCCCUUGUUGUAAAGUGGUACCGAAGUUCCUAUUAAAAAAAUGUCAGAACUGAACAAUGAAUGUUCAAAAAAUUUUAAAUAUUUGCAAAUUUUUUUCUACUUGUAUUUUCUUUUCCUGGACAACAACGUAAAACAGGAGAACAUUUGGUGUACAAACGUAAAAUAUUUAAGAAUAAAAGUGCAAAAUGCUUGAUAACUGA
Messenger RNA from Austrofundulus limnaeus, 5465 nucleotides. RefSeq names its product excision repair cross-complementation group 6-like 2 (gene ercc6l2). The coding region runs from base 343 to 4899 and encodes 1518 amino acids. The record is from RefSeq and is a predicted model, not a curated record. The transcript has 20 exons. Gene Ontology annotation, molecular function: ATP binding. NCBI's taxonomy places the organism in Eukaryota, Metazoa, Chordata, Actinopteri, Cyprinodontiformes, Rivulidae.